This is a messenger RNA of Ostrea edulis (European flat oyster), 4450 nucleotides long. RefSeq lists its product as uncharacterized. The record is from RefSeq and is a predicted model, not a curated record. The transcript has 10 exons. Bases 611 to 2452 code for a protein of 613 amino acids. NCBI's taxonomy places the organism in Eukaryota, Metazoa, Mollusca, Bivalvia, Ostreida, Ostreidae. Gene Ontology annotation, molecular function: carbohydrate binding.
CAUAUCCCCAGCGUUCAAGCGCAAGUUUUGUAAAUUCCCUCGAUGCGGAAAAACACCCUCAUAAAAUUAGGCAAAGUGCAUUACCUGUGGUGAAUAUUUCACUUUUAGAAGAUGUCUUGUAUAUACUUAUUCAUUGUGUUGGAGUCUUUACUAUUUUCUCUAAAUUUUCAAGAUAACUGUAUCGCAGACCGUGUAGCGUGUGACAGCGUGGCGAGAAUUCUAUCGUCAUCAGUGACGGAUUUAGGGGGUGGGGGUGGGCGCAGCCAGUGCCCCCUAACUUUUUCAAAUUUAAGAAUGCUAUUGUCAGAUUAAAUCUGUCAGUGCUUGCAACAGUGUAAAUUUAGAAAUCACAUGCCUGGAAAACCAAAAGAUAGCAAUCGAACGGAUAUUCUUCGGAGCAAGGGAUCCGAGUAGAAACCCGGACUGUCAAGCGGAAGGAAGCAGCGACCCGGCCUGCUGCCGACGAGGAUACGGGGAUUGUAUUUCUUAUAACUCCAACACAGAAACUGUUGUGAAAAGACUAUGUUCUGGUCGCCGGGAGUGCUUAUUUCCCGUUAGAGCAGUGAAAACAGAACGCUGCCUUAAUCCAUCUCUUGUUAAGUCCGACUACAUGACAGUAUACUAUAACUGCAUUCCAGAAAAUUUAAUAGCAGAUAUUUGCUCAGACGACUUGAUACAAGCCAUACCUCCAAUAUACCUCUCCAAUGAAGGAUACCCGCUUCCCAGGUCAGGCUCUAGCGACUGUACAUGUAUGGUUGUGAAGAACCCGAAUCAAGCAACAAUCACGGUGAAAGCCAUAGAGAUCUCAUUCAUCGACUCUCAGUGUUCAUUUUCGUUAAUGGUUCGACAAGCAGACGGCAAUCAGGCCAUCUUUCCAUGUAACUAUAGAUUGGUGGGGUACAGACAGUGGACCCAGAUAACCGCAAACAACGCCACCAUCAGCCUGGUCAAUGAGAAUGACCAGGGUGACGCGUAUAUGUGGCUGGAAUUGGACACCCUGGAAGAAUCAGAGACUCCCAUAAGUCUGUAUUGUGGAGACGCGUUGAGGAAGUUGCUGAAUCCGGAUGAUUCAUAUAUGACGGCCCCAAACGAACCUGAUAUAACAUCUAUGCAUCCAACAGUCGCAGUGAAGACCACCACCAAAGCAAAAGAAGCAACCACAGCUACAAUGUCAUCUACAGUUACAACUUCCUCCGAGGAAGAUAUGAUAACAUUAAGUGGUACAACCAACUCGGAUUCGAAAUUCAAAACCCAAAUCCCAACAAUGAAACCCAGGACAACGCACACCACUACCAGCACAACCACCACAUCAAAACCCAGGAUAAUCACAACCACCACAUCAAAACCAGAGACAACCACCACCACCCAAAGUACAACUACCUUAACAACUACAACAUUCAUUUCUCCAACCAAUAGCACUUCUACUCUCUCUAUCCCGACUACCACUACGGGAGCUUCAUUGAGGCCCCCUACCACCGUUACCACUAUUAAACCUCUUAUUACCACUACCAAACCUCAAACCACCACUAUCAAACCAAAAAUUACCACUAUCAAACAGCAAAUUACCACUACCACUUCAGAUUUAGCUAUCAGUCAAGAAGCAGUACAUUGCUACAAAGAAUGUCGGGAGACUGUUGGUCAUGGAUUCACAUUGAACUUAAAGUCCUUCAUCAACCCAUCAAAAGUAAAUAAAUACUGUCGAAAAAUAAAUGAUUUGGUUUCCUGCUUCGAGUCCCACUCAGCGGAGUGCUCUUCUGUUGAUAAGAUGGAUGCUGACAAAGAACUACGGGCAAACUUAGCAGGACGUCAAGUCAUAUGUGAGGAACGUAGAAAUGAGAUUCAGUAUAUGGCGGAAUGCUACAACAUGAAACAUUUCAGACGGGAUCUAUCGCUCUGUGAUCAGUUACUUUACCCCUUUGAUAAUGCUGAUAUGACCGAGAAAUGCAAGUUAAAGGAGAACCUUGUAGACUGUGUAGAAGAUGUUGUAGAGCAGUGUAAUGAUGAGAGGGCCUUCGAGUUUAUGAUUGAUGUAGCCCGUGGACUAUUUAAUCACCUGUACGAUACUGAAAACUGUUCCAAAGAUUCAGAUAAUGGUGAAAAAGAAACCGAGAAACCUAAACCAGAAACAGAGGAAUCAGGAAUGGAGGAACCUAAACCAGAACCAGACACAGAAGAACCUAAACCAGAACCAGACAUAGAAGAACCUAAACCAGAACCAGUAACACAGGAACCUAAAACAGAGGAACCUAAACCAGAACCUGGAACGGAGGAACCUAAACCAGAAACGGAUGAACCAGACAUAGAGAAAGGCGGCAAAGAUCCAUCAAACCCAAAUGUCAUUCCUGAAGAAAAGACUGGAUCUGGUCCAGAAAAUGCAGGUUCUGUUGUUCGCGGAGUCUCUUACUGUUUCCAUAUAAUUCUAAUCGCUCUUUUAAUGAUUGUGCUGUCGUGAUAUGUUGACAAUGUCUUUUGGAUUGGAAUGAUUAUAAAUGUCGAUUUUUCUGUUGUGAUGUAUGAUGUAGACAAGAUAAUGUGAUUGUUAAUACGUAUUUAGUAAAAAAAAAAAAAAAAAAACCAAUCCAGUUAGAUGUAUUGAGAAGGCAAAUUAAUGUAUUUUCUGUCGGAUGAAGAUGGUGUAGUUGUAUUAGAUUCAGAGAUCUCAGGAACCACAUUUUAUGCAGAAUACGAAUUUUCUGAAAAAUUGCAUAGAGUGCGCAGUUUUUUCUUCGUCACUUCAGUGCAGUGCAAGUUCAAACAAUAAAUUGCUGAUACAAUUAUUCAAAAAGACUAGUUUUGUUUGGCCAAGAGGUCAACCAUUUCGUAAGAAUAUCAUUUAUUUUGUGCCGAAGGCGAGAUAUGCACUUUAACAAAAGGUGCUUUAAAUGAAAUGUAUCUUUUCAAUUUAGAAAGAGUAGAAACCCGUUGAAGUUAAUGAUAACAUAGAAACUAAAAAUGUAAAGAAAAGCGUCAUCCUUCUGCGACGCGUCCUUCAAAUGGGCGGAUUAUUUAACACGCCCUUGGUUUUCAGUUGCCUAUGAACCUCUGUCAUUCAUAAUAUGUUUCACUGCAUAUUUACUCAUACGGAACAUCAAGACACAUAUAUACGAUAUUAAAUAUUGGGGCUGUAGACAACAUUAUAUAUUUUGUUUGAAUGACAAGUGCUGUAUGCUGUAUCCUGGUGUUUUGUUAUAUGCAUUGCUCCAGAUUUUUUGUUUUUAAGUCAUUUCCUAUAAUUUUCAAAUGUGACAUGUAAUCACCAUCUUCGCAAGCCAAAUGUCCGAUUCACUUAAUAUAGGAGAGUAAGCAAAGCUUGCGAAGAUGUGUAACGACAAGUAAAAGAUUUCAUAAUAUUGAAGAGAGAGAGAGAGAGAGAGAGAGAGAGAGAGAGAGAGAUUGAGAGAGAGAGAGAGAGAGAUUAAUAGUUUUAGGCAAAUGAUUAAUUUUGGGCAACUUAUGUAUGUACAUGUAUUCCUUUAAAAAAGUAGCUGUAUCUCUGUUUUAUCUAUACUCUGAGUGGUGAGUAGAUUAUAUGAUGAAAUGAUAGAUUUGUUGUUGGUCCUUUUACAAUUCUAUGUUGAAUACCCAAAAGGUUACGGAUAUUUGUUUGUAAAAUGGGUCACGUGUCAUAGAUGUAUGUAUCCGUUUUACAUGAAGUUGCUCAGGCAUGUACAUGUAUGAGUGUGCUUUUUGUCAUUAACAGACAUUGGUCGUAACACUGUAUCAUAGAUAUUUACUAUUUCCGUUUUAGUGUCUCGUAAUUGCUACUUCGUAACCUUAGAAAUCGCCAAAUCAAGGAAUUAAAGAGGUGAUUUGAUUUUGGAUGUUUAUGCUAUUCACUAUCAAGGCGCCGAUUCCUGCCCCCAAGACCAUAAACUGAGAAUAGAUUUAAGUCUGAAUUUCAAAUCCAGCUAACUUUUGAAAUAACUUUCAUAAACAAAUAAAAUUUUCAGUAUAGAUAUAAGUUAUCAAAAUUUUGACUUAAGUCUAUUUUCAGAUUAUGGUCUUGGGGCCUGGAAACAAAGAAAAUAAGAAUACUUUUGUUUUUGUAAACUUUUUGCGAUUUUUAGCGAUUCACAAACAAUUUUUAUGAUUACAUUAACUUGUCAGUAUCAAACAGACGUAGAGGCGUUUUCAAAAUGUCAUUUUAGGGAGUGCUUCUGUUCUUGAUAUGCAUUUAAUGCUACACAGAUGCGUAAAAAUUUUUUACUUGAAGUAAUCCCUAAAUUUUAUGUGCAGUGUGUUAUAAACGUGAACUGUGUGUGUGUAAUAUUGAGUACCCUUAAAAGUACUCCUGUAGUUUUACUGAGUGCUUAAGUGAUGAUGGCCUUUUAAUUCGUUUUGCGUAAUACAGAUUUUUUUCCAUCCCAAUUGUGUUUAUAAAUCCAUCACGUAUUGUCAAAUUAUGUCUGACUAUUUUUUAAACGACUAAUAAAAUUUUCCCAAGGAAUGA